CAGAAGUGUGUCGCAAAUAAUGGAGAAUACUUCUAGGAUUGACAUAUAACGACUUAGCGUGUGCGGCAGCCAUUAAUGUGCGUGUGUGUGGAGCAGUGUGAACGAUUGGUUUUCGUUCGCUACGUUUUCAGUGAUUCAACAGCAGGUGUUACGAUAAUGAUUUGCAAAUCAGCUGAUCGCUAGGUCGAAAAUAAAGGAAUAAAACGCAGGAACAGCUGGUUGGAAGUAACUUUAAAACAAGUAUGGAAAUUUGAAAAGCAGUUAUACCAAUAAUGGAAUCGUCGAAGGAAGAAAUACAAACCGACGCUGCGCUGAUCGAAAGCUUGUCGGCGGAACAAGGCUCGAGAUGCGAAUCGCCGAAGCGCGGUACCACGUUAUCCACCAGCACUAGUAGCUUCGAGGCUUUGGACCCGCACGAUCCGAAUCUGAGCCGUCUGGCGAACACUAUGUUCCAGAAGACCGGCGAGUACCUGCAGGAGGAACUUACGGCCACCCACGCGGACUACAGACUGCUGGAGCGCAUGAAUAAAGAGACGAUCGCCAAAUAUACGGAACUGAGGAUCAUAUCGUCGAACGUGGUGCAGUCGUUGGACUCAUUAAACGAGAAGUAUCACAAACUGCAGCCGAUUCUUGACAAUAUCAAUCAGAUUGACGAUAGUGUCAGCAAGUUAGAGCAAGCUGCAUACAAACUAGCGGCGUAUUCCAAACGAUUGGAAGCCAAGUUCAAGGACCUGGAGAAGGAUAUGAAGAGCAAAUAGGGAGUUGUGUAAUUAUAGAAAUAUAAGGCUUAUUGAUGUGUAACUAAAUGUAAUUAGAUCUUAUAUAUAAAUAAGUAUUACUUAAAUGAAUAAUUAUAAAAAAAGGAAGAAAGCCGAGCAGAACAGUAAGAUACUUCUUUUUUGUACAAUAUAUUUAUUAGUUUAUGAAAUCGCAAACACUUUUUUAGACUUCCUGUAAAACCGUGGUAUCGCGCGUGUUCUUCUUUUACAUAUCACGUGAAAUGUAAAUUGUAUCAUUGACCUAUCAAUUGAAAAAUUUAUCUCAUUUCACGCUUUAUUAGGAGAUGUUGACUUUUCCUCCUCACAAUAUGCUAGUGUACUAUUGUCCGAACAAUAAUGAUACAAAUAUAAAUAUAAUUAAAUGUAAAUAUCCAGAAAAGGUCGAAUCUCGGAUUUCUUUAAAAAGAAACAUGU
Molecule: messenger RNA, 1193 nt
Organism: Dinoponera quadriceps
Lineage: Eukaryota; Metazoa; Arthropoda; Insecta; Hymenoptera; Formicidae
Gene: Blos2
Product: biogenesis of lysosome-related organelles complex 1 subunit 2
Exons: 3
Coding region: 273-758 (161 amino acids)
Biological process (GO): endosomal transport; lysosome localization
Cellular component (GO): BLOC-1 complex; gamma-tubulin complex; BORC complex
Molecular function (GO): gamma-tubulin binding
Source: RefSeq, a predicted model, not a curated record